This is a messenger RNA of Paraphaeosphaeria sporulosa, 564 nucleotides long. RefSeq names its product cupin domain-containing protein. The transcript has a single exon. Bases 1 to 564 code for a protein of 187 amino acids. NCBI's taxonomy places the organism in Eukaryota, Fungi, Ascomycota, Dothideomycetes, Pleosporales, Didymosphaeriaceae. The record is from RefSeq and is a predicted model, not a curated record.
AUGUCCACAAAGAAGAUUGCACAGGAUAGUCCUCUCCCAAAUCUCAACCGCUAUAUCACGGCUCACGACGAAUCGACCGGAAAAGCCAUCUUCUCGAACGCGGUGCCCGAGCAAAAUCCUACACAGGUCGUACCCGGCGCCGUCUUCCGCCAAGGAUAUGUCACAAAGAAGUUCCCUGUUCAAAUCAACGGAGACGAAGACUUGAACGGGUACAAAUCGUUCCUCGAGUCCCCACCGGGUCUUGUGAACAGCACUGGUACCGUGCUUCGCAUUGUCGACUGCCCUCCACAGUCCACAUCGCCGAUGCACCGAACGGUAUCACUGGACUACGGCAUCGUAUUGAUCGGCGAGGUAGACCUGUUACUAGAUUCUGGAGAGGUCAGGACGAUGAAACCAGGAGAUAUGGCGAUCCAGAGGGGCACAAUGCACGCGUGGGUGAACAACAAUCCGACCGAAUGGGCAAGGCUGGCUUUUGUGCUGCAACCUUGUGAGCCGGUUGUGGUGGGUGGCAAGGCGCUCGAGGAAGAACUCGCCGAUAUGGAAGGCGUCAAAAAGUCUGAAUAG